AUGCAACCCGCCUGGUAAGUCGGGACCACUUCCUUUUGAGUUACGGGCAAAUUCGCGGGGAUUUCUUGCAAGCAUUCCGCAUUGUAAAGAGGUUGGAUUGCAGUCUGGCCUUCGAGGACUUUUUUGAAUUUGCUACCACGACCAACCUCCGAGGUCACAAGUUCAAACUAUGCAUCCAACAGGCAAGGCUGGAUGUGCGGAAGUUCUCCUUCUCUGUUCGAGUGGUCACCUCAUGGGAUGCCCUUCCCGCAGAUGUUGUAAUGUCACCAUCUAUCCGAAGUUUUAAAAAGAAACCUGACAUUUUUAUGUUCCGAAAUGAGCAAGAGCUAUGAGAAGUCGAGCUAACCUCCUGUAACUCGUUCUCAUUUUGUUUUACCAUUAUGAGCUCGUGUAAACUAUUUCAGCCCAGAAUAUUUUUCUGUAUACCACACAUUUUUACGCUAAAAAUAGGUUUCUUAAAGAAUUACGCUUAUUUCCCCCAAUAAACUAAAUUUAUUUGAAAUGAACCGAACGGAUACGACGUCUUACGUGAAUCUGAAGGAAUUGGCCUCGUGUGAACCGCAUGACCUUCACGAGAGCCUAUUUACGUGGCUAUUUAAAAGACGUAAUGAAUUAUAUGGACAGGAAGGUGAAGUAGAAUACGUGAAUGAGAUUGUUCUGUACAACAAAAUAAGUAAUUCGUCAUUUAAUGACACCUUUUUUGUUAUGGACGCCGUGAACUUCAUACACUGCGGAUUUUUUGGGAUUCCUCUUAUUCUUUUAUCUCGAGAUAAAAUGGAAUUGAUGCACAUUCAUUUUAAACUAGAUCUAGUUUUAAAUUUAUGUACCUUCAUUCCGUCUAGACGUUGAUUUAUAAUGCGGACCUUAACGACCGUUAACUUUGUUUUCAGAAGCCGGAUACCGGAGAAAAUGAACCUGUUCGCAAUCAUAUUCUGCACAUCAAUGUGUAGUGCUGUUAACAUAGCAUCCUUCAAUAUUCAAGUCUUUGGGAAAAGAAAAUCAUUAAACACUCAAAUAAUGGAAGUAAUUUCAUCAGUAAGUGUGGUCUUUACAAAUAACUGCCUAGAUAAUUCAAACUUUUGACCUAAUAUUCAUCCAGGAGAUACGUGACAGUGGUGAACAAGCUUUCCAACGUCUGCUUACGCUCGUUAAUAACCAUAACAGGCAAAACAUAACGUACAGCGGGCGGACAUCUCCACGCUUCGGUAGAACAAAUUCAAAAGAACAAUAUGGACUAUUAUACAAGUAUGAAUUAAGAUUUCUGAAUUAAAAGAUCCUCACGGUUCUACUGCAUAUUUAAUGUAGCAAUCUUAUCAGAGAAGCUGAUGUCUUUCUAACAAAAAAAUUUAAAAACUGAAAAAUGUGCCUAGAUUAUUAUUUUUUCACGCAGCCCAACCAAAGUGAAAUUAGAAAACGAAUCCGAAAUUGCCGUUCGCAAGGGAGAUUUCGAGCGUCCGCCCUACUGCUAUUCAUUUAAGACUGUCGAAAAAAGUAUGUAAUAUUCAAAUACUUUGAACUGCCUGAGAUGCUUGUUUGAUUUCUUAGUCUGGACGUCCCGAGUUUGUUUUUCAGAGCCCCUGACGUUUGCCGCACUCGUCACACACAUUGAUCCCGACGCCGUCUCCACUGAAAUGGACAAUCUCUACGAAACGGUUAAACAGUGUACGCAUGCUUCCAGAACAGAGGUAGGCGUUUUACGUUUCGUGUAGGGCAAUUUGCAUACUAGUAUAGCCAUUUCUAAAAAACUCAAAAAUCACUCCAUUUUGAAAACUAUCCUCGUUCGAAAUGCUGAACUUCAUUCUAAUAAAAAUAGUUAGCGUAAAGACAUUAAGAAGACAAGGAAUUUACGCAUUUUUUAAAAAAGAAAAACUUUAGGGUUAAUUUUUUUAACUUGGAAGCAUUAUCCUUAAACAAAUAUCGGUUUCGUCAGAAAACACUGAAGAAGCUGAAGGCUGCAGGGCAUUUUAGAAAACGCCAUUGGAUACUCCAGAAAAACGGAAUUGUUAAAUUUUUCUGAAAAAUACGGCUUUUAAGCAUAUAUUAAAUUUAAAUGGACCUAUGUUUAAGCAGCCAACCAAAAUUUUAUAACUGCGCAAACUUAAAAACAAAUGCCUAAGAUAACAUUAAGCAAUUUUCAUGAAAUAUACAAGUUAAAAAUAAUCGGGUUUAUUAAUAUAUGCAUGGCUAAUAUUUCUAAAUAAAACAUGCUGGCGUAAGGUCACAAUUACCAAUGUAACAUUUUAUAUGUUCCCUAAAUAGCUUUUAAAUUGGCUGUCGACAUUAUACGCGGAGAGGGCAGCACUUAAGUAACUUGUACUUUCUCCGCUUUAUAACACCCAAUGGCGAAUAACGGUUGCAACAGUGCUGCAAAAACUGCUUUAGUUUCUUAAAAAUUCGGACUUUCUCAUUUGAAAUUGAAAAAUGCGAAUUGGUAUUGUGUAAAAUACAUAUUUAGAACUCUUGAAGGUUACAUUCGGAGUCAUUAAAAACCGGAAACACAUUUAAGGCCUCGAUAGGCGCAAAAACUGCGAAACCUCUUUGGCAAUAAAAUUUACUGGGUUUUGACUAAUUAUUACAAUAAAGAUAUGACUCCCGAAAAAUCCUCAAUUAUGACUAAUAAAUGUUUCGUCGCAAUAUUAGACAACAGGAAAGGAACACAGGUUUUCGAGGAGCAAAUUCAAUUUACAAUUCAUGUAUUAAGAUAAAAUGGGAUUUGUUGAGAAGCUAGCUCAAAGCUGAAGUACUGCGGCCGGAAUCAGAUAUAUCGUUGACUAAAAGUUUAUAACCACUUGUUUAUAAAUCACAUUAAGCAAAUUUAACAUUUAGAGCCAAAUAGACAAAUCCACUACAUUGGUCCUGGACGUCUUUGUUCUAGAAUGAUUUGGCAGUAAGGAUUGUUUAGUUAUUGGCUCGUUGGUAGUCACGCUGAAUGAUCAAAAUAUCAAUGGACUAUUUAAAAAGCAGUAUUGCCUGUUGUUUUUAUCAAAUACUAAAGAAUUUUGAAUUUUCCUCACACGUCUCCGAGGAGUUUGAAGGCACCUCUAGGGUGGUUUUUAUUUGAGAUUACAAAAAGUGUUUAAAAUGUAGGAUUUAAAGAUUUGUUUAUCUGUUUAGUUCAGUAAAUGGUUGUUAGCUACUACAACGUUCUUAAGUCUUUAGAAUAGCGGAGUUCAUAAGGUUACAUUAUAGAAGAUAGCAGAUUGUUAAGUUUUUGAUAGUUAUUUAUGUCCCAUAGGACAAGCUGUUCUGAUAUCCUCACCAUACUGUAAACUAUUUCUGCGAACAAUUUUUGUGGAAUAUGAGUCUUCAUUAGCAAUGUGUUUCGCAUGAAGAUGGAUAGGGUAAAGUCAUUUUACAUUAAAGUUUGCUGACUUAAAGCAAACGUGUUUUGCUCUAUCUUCCUUUGGGAAAAUAGAAAGAUUGUUCAGUCUGACUUCUUAAUAAAACUCGGAGUGUUGACUUAAUCUAAAAAUAAACAACUGGAAGUGUGUGAGAACAAGGAGCAAAGUCUUAAAGAGUAAAAAUAUUGUAAGCUUAUCGGAAUUUUGGUGCGAUAAAGGCAUAAGUCUACACUAAAGUUAGACGGUUAUUAUCUCAACUACAAAAGCCAAACAAAACUGAAGUCAGUAAAAUCUACGAAAGACAACAACUACCCGUUUUUCCAUUGUGACGCUAUUCUCAUUGUCCAUUCGAGACCAACCAGCUGGCAUUUUGGAAAAUUCGAGAUUUUCGCACAAUUUAUGACAUUUAUCAGUGAGGUCAAUCAAAAUCAGUCUCCUUUGCAUAUCCACACAUCGCAAAACUCAAAAAUAUUUCAAGAUGUUGUCCAGACUUCAUCACGGGGAUAGACAUUUGAGGGCAAAGACGAUGCUCGCAUAGAGUAGUCCAAGUUUCGAGGAACUGAGAUGCUGUCUUGUCCGCCUGCCAAGAACAUUUAAACAUUUUGCCGUCCAAAAUGGGACUUUCAACGAUGCCUGAAACCGGCAUUCCGUUUACAGAUAACAGCAUCCCAUCUUCUGACAAGUUCUUCAACGAGGUAGGGACCAAACCCCCUGAUGGGUCGAUGUUCAAGGACGUCCUGCCCUUUAUUGAAUGAAGUCGAGCUUAGACUGUUUAUUUUCUCGUUGAAAACAAGAGUGCCUUAUGGGUGACGGUGAUGUAAACCAUUAUGGUCCUGACCAAGACUAUUAUAUUAGUCGGAAAAGUUUCGUAUCUCUAACAGAAUAGAGACAACGACAAAAUUCUCUGUUCAUAUAAGUUACGAUUUUGAAGAUCGUCUCCUCGGAUUUGCGUUUUAUUUGUUGUUCGAACACUCUGUUUUCACAACUCCACGUCUACCCCGGGAAUAUGACCUUGACGGGAAUUCACACCGCUUUGUGUCUUUCGUUGCGCACAGAAUAUAAUCGUCCUCGGUGAUAUGAAUGCGGGCUGCAGAUAUUUAUCGAAAAAGAAAAAAAGAGAAUUGAAAUUUGUCAAAGACUCCUCCUUCAAGUGGCUGAUUAGUGACGAUAUGGACACAACCGUCGCGAGCCAGGACUGUGCCCUUGAUCGGUAAGUACACUGCCGAAAGCUUCUUCUGGCCUAUUUGUAGAUAGUCGUAAUGACAGUCCACUUCGAUCAAAAGCAUGUGUUCGAAAUGACCUGGAAUCCUGCAGACGAAUGUCAUAAAACCUUUUUCCGAUCCUUGCAGCUUCAUAGUGAAAGGAGAAACGCUGCUUAGUCGAAUCGUGCCUAAUUCGGCCAAACCAAUGAAAUUUGACGAAAUUCUCAAGCUCAGCUCAAACCUGGUAUGUGUACGCCGUCAUUUCACGCUCCUUUGAGUGAAAACGCUUAACCGGACCCUCCCCCCCUACUAGCGGAAUGGCAAUUAUUUUUCAUGCGCAUAAAAUCUCUACAUGAUUCCCCUUUUUAGACUAAACACACAAUCUGCCUUGCUUUCACCCGUUGCGCGGCACCUGCAUUGGUCGUCGCGAGCGUUUAUUCUGUAGAAUAUAAUGCUCACUGUUUGAUCGAGUAAAUUUGAUAAAUUAUUAUGUGCUUGAUGUGCCCUUUCUCUGUUUUUGUUUUUUAGACGAGAGCAGUCAGUGAUCACUAUCCCAUUCAGAUGGAGAUUCGCUAA
Molecule: messenger RNA, 5119 nt
Organism: Spirometra erinaceieuropaei
Lineage: Eukaryota; Metazoa; Platyhelminthes; Cestoda; Diphyllobothriidea; Diphyllobothriidae
Source: the annotation of a GenBank genome assembly